This is a messenger RNA of Eutrema salsugineum, 1375 nucleotides long. RefSeq names its product homeobox-leucine zipper protein ATHB-16. The record is from RefSeq and is a predicted model, not a curated record. Gene Ontology annotation, biological process: positive regulation of DNA-templated transcription. Gene Ontology annotation, molecular function: sequence-specific DNA binding; DNA-binding transcription factor activity, RNA polymerase II-specific. The transcript has 3 exons. Bases 238 to 1146 code for a protein of 302 amino acids. Gene Ontology annotation, cellular component: nucleus. NCBI's taxonomy places the organism in Eukaryota, Viridiplantae, Streptophyta, Magnoliopsida, Brassicales, Brassicaceae.
CUGAAAACGAAGAGCUCUUGUUCUCUCUCUCCUCAUCUUUUGCUUCCUCUGUAAAUAGAUUGCCAUUUCUUCUAAAUAGCACCCAAAAAAAAAAGCUUCUCUCUUUCGCAAUCCAGUUCCACUUUGUUCCUCUAAAGCCUUCUCUUUUGAAGUGAAGAAGCUAGAACAUUGUUGCAACGAAAAUUUAGAAAGCAUAAAAUUAAAACUCCAUAAGAAUUUAAAUCUUUUUUUGGUGUCAUGAAGAGACUUAGCAGUUCAGACUCAAUGUGUGGUCUACUCUCCAAUUCUACAGAUGAUCAGAGUCCACGAGGGUACGGAAGUAAUUUUCAAUCUAUGCUUGAUGGUUACGAAGAAGAAGGUACAAUAGUCGAGGAAUAUUCCGGCAACCACCACAUGGGUAUAUCGGAGAAGAAGAGACGGUUACGCGUUGACCAAGUCAAAGCUCUUGAGAAGAAUUUCGAGCUAGAGAACAAACUCGAGCCCGAGAGGAAAACGAAACUAGCACAAGAGCUUGGCCUUCAACCUCGUCAAGUAGCGGUUUGGUUUCAGAACCGCCGUGCACGGUGGAAGACAAAACAGCUCGAAAAAGAUUACGGCGUUCUCAAGAACCAAUACGACUCUCUCCGCCACAAUUUCGAUUCCCUCCGCCGCGACAACGAUUCCCUUCUCCAAGAGAUUAGCAAAAUCAAAGCUAAGAUAAACGGAGAAGAAGUUAACAGAGCUACGAUUGAGAGUGAUAUCUCCGCCGUGAAAGAAGAGAAAGUUUCGUUGCCGGAGAAAUUAUUUCACAAAACGGAUCCGACUCCUUCCUCUCCUCCUCAGUUUCUAGAACAUUCCACCGGUUUUAACUACCGGCGAAGCUUCACCGAUCUCCGUGACCUUCUACCGAAUUCCACCGCCGCCGUCGACGCUGGAUCUUCCGACAGCUGCGAUUCUAGCGCCGUUCUGAACGAAGAAACCAGCUCCGAUAACGGACGAUUGACGCCGCCGACUACGGUUACCGGCGGGGAUUUCUUACAGUUCGUGAAGACAGAGCAGAGGGAGGAUCAUGACGAUUUUCUGGGCGGUGAAGAAGCUUGUGGUUUCUUCUCCGACGAACAACCACCGUCUCUUCACUGGUACUCCGCCUCCGAUCACUGGACAUGAGAAUCGUUCAUCGGAGGCGAUUGAGUGAUCGGUUUAAUUGUGCUCUGUUAUUACUCUCUGUGGAGUCCAAAACUGGAAUAAUCCAAAAUAAGGAAAUUAAGGAAGGAUUAAGGAGUAGUUAAUAUGGGGUUAAUAUUGUAAUUGUGUUUAUUCUCGUGUAAUUAAAACGAUGUCGAGAGGUGUGUUUCACGGAUAUGAAAUCAAGUCAUCGGAGAAACUCAGAAUGAAA